Molecule: messenger RNA, 1235 nt
Organism: Hibiscus syriacus
Lineage: Eukaryota; Viridiplantae; Streptophyta; Magnoliopsida; Malvales; Malvaceae
Product: LRR receptor-like serine/threonine-protein kinase GSO1
Exons: 10
Coding region: 92-1054 (320 amino acids)
Molecular function (GO): protein binding
Source: RefSeq, a predicted model, not a curated record
UCCCGAGCAAACUUAACUGAAUCCUACAGACUUUCAGCAAAAGAUCUGUGAACUCAUUUUUCCAAAAUUUUCUUCCUUCUUUUUAAUUUUGAUGAUCUCCUCCUUCAAUCUGCAAUUCUCAUUUCAUUUUAAAGGGAAAGAACAGGGGGAAAUGACGCGUUUAUUCACUUUGCUCUUCGUUUUCGUUCCGUUUCUCAACCUUUCCUCCGGCAAAACUCUCAAACGCGACGUUAAAGCAUUGAACGAAAUAAAGGCGUCGUUAGGGUGGAGAGUAGUUUACGCUUGGGUCGGUGACGAUCCCUGCGGCGACGGGAAUCUGCCGCCCUGGUCUGGUAUCACCUGCACUCUCAUGGGUGACUAUAGAGUUGUCACCGAAUUGGAAGUUCAUGCAGUGUCGAUCGUGGGGCCGUUUCCCGUUCCUGUCACAAAAUUGUUCGAUCUUACGAGACUUGAUAUGCAUAAUAACAAGCUGACCGGACCGAUUCCUCCUCAAAUCGGGCGGCUCAAACGCCUUAAAAUACUUAAUUUGAGAUGGAAUAAGCUACAAGAUGUUCUUCCUUCUGAAAUUGGCGAGCUUAAGAGUCUAACACAUCUGUAUCUGAGCUUCAACAAUUUUAAAGGGGAGAUCCCAAAGGAGCUUGCGAGUCUACCGGAGCUUCGUUACAUACAUCUGCAUCAAAACCGGUUUUCAGGCCGGAUUCCAGCAGAGUUAGGCACUUUGGAGAAACUUCAGCACUUGGAUGUCGGGAACAAUCAUUUGGUGGGUACUAUAAAACAACUCAUAAGCCUGUAUGGUUGUUUCCCAUCGCUUCGAAACCUUUACCUAAACAAUAACUACUUAACGGGAGGAAUUCCGGCGAAGCUAGCAAGCUUGACCAAUUUGGAAAUCUUGUACCUAUCCUAUAACAAACUUUCAGGAGAAAUACCAUCUAGCAUUGUUCAUCAUCCUCAGUUGACAUCUUUGUACAUCGCAGGAAAUUCGUUCCAGAAAGGAGCAAAAUCCAUCGGUGUCCCUAAAGUCCUGGAACUUGCUGAUUCGGAGUUCCUAGUUUAGAGUCCAAAGAGCUAUAUGGAAUUCCUUAUUGUUUAUAUCAGUUGUGGAAUUUUUGUUUAUAUUUGUCAAGACACUGGUUCUUCUAGUUUUCUAGCAAAGGAAAUAAACAGAUUUACAUCGAGACAUAUUUAAAAAUAAAAAACUAGAUUGUCAGUUUCUUCCAUAAUAGAUAGAAGCAACA